Molecule: messenger RNA, 2943 nt
Organism: Spodoptera frugiperda (fall armyworm)
Lineage: Eukaryota; Metazoa; Arthropoda; Insecta; Lepidoptera; Noctuidae
Gene: P5cr
Product: pyrroline-5-carboxylate reductase 3
Exons: 5
Coding region: 260-1087 (275 amino acids)
Biological process (GO): L-proline biosynthetic process
Molecular function (GO): pyrroline-5-carboxylate reductase activity
Source: RefSeq, a predicted model, not a curated record
UCAAUUUUGACAUCAUACGCCGCGCACCGCGCAAGUCGAAAUCAAAUACAUAGUUAAAAAUCGGAAAAAAAUUAGAAUACCGACGACGACGUUCGAAAAAAAGAAACACAAUACAUUUGAAUUUAAAAAAUAUAACAUUUAUUAUCUUAAUAUUCUUUUAACAUCAGUUCAUACUCGCUUUUCACCUCAAGUUUUUAUUAAUUACACGUCAACUGUUUUCUGCGGUGUACACCUAAAAAGAUUAUAUUUUUAAUUCAAAAUGGAAUUUAAAUUAGGAUUUAUCGGUGGAGGUAACAUGUCCACAGCCAUCGUUAAAGGAAUCCUCAAGAGUGGUGCCCACUCCGCGUCUAAUAUAUGGGUCUCAGGGCCCCACAUAGAAAAUCUAAAACAUUGGAGUGAAAUGGGUACUAAUGUUACUACAAGCAACGGAGAAGUAUUUAAAAAUUGUGAUAUGAUAUUUUUGGGGGUGAAAGUUACCAAAUUAAAUGACGCACUUCAUGCUAUCCAAACUAGUGUGAGCUCGAAAAAAGAUGUAUUGUUUGUGUCUAUGUUACCAGGAAUUGUUAUACAUGAUCUUCAUAAGACAAUCAAAUCUUAUCUACCACUUGUGAAUGCGACUGUGAUACGUAUAAUGCCCAACACUCCGAUGACUAUUGGAGCUGGUGUUUGUCUUUACACUCCCGACACGGAAGUAUCAGAUGAACAAUGUUCAAGAUUAGAGAAACUUCUAAGCAGUUCUGCGUUGUGUGAGAAGAUUCCAGAAUAUUUAAUGGAUUCAUUGGGUGCAUUGACUGCGUGUGCUCCAGCUUAUAUGUAUGUAGUGAUAGAAGCAUUGGCUGAUGGGGCAGUAAAGCAAGGCGUGCCUAGGGCCACUGCAAUGCGUCUCGCAGCCCAGAUGGUAGUAGGCAGUGGUCAAAUGGUGCUGCAAUCUGGAAAACACCCUGGACUGUUGAAGGAUGAAGUAUGUUCACCUGGUGGGUCAACUAUUGCUGGAAUUGCUGCUCUUGAGAAUGGUAAACUAAGGGCAACACUGAUCAACGCAAUUGAAGCAUCAACUAUUAGAAAUAAGGAGUUGGGAAAUAAAUAAGUCCAUGACAAUACAUUAUGCUUUACACAUUAGUAUUAAGGAAAAUGCCUCAGACAAAAUUCAUCGAAAUGAAUCUCAAUUCAAUACUCGUUGAAUACUUAGCUAAUUUUGUUAAUACUUCAUUAUUUUAUUUAUGGUGGAUUGAAUAUUCAGAAUCUCAGGAACUCAUUGUUCUAUUUAUUGCCAUAUAAUUAUGUAGCAGAAAUUUUGGGCUAUGAGCACAUGUUUUCAGCUACUAUAAAUGUAUUAAUGUACUGUAAUUUGUUACUUGGCAUUCCCUUACAGUGCAGUUUUAGGAUUUAAGCUUACUCUGUUCAGAUACUCUCUAUUUUUUGCUCUAUGAAAUUGAUAUGAUCAAUUUUCAACUCUUUUUUUAAAUACAUACAUAUGUGUGAAACUAUUCAGUAUAUUUUAAGUUUGUGUUUGUAUUUGAUUUGUUUUAUUUUUGUUUAUAUAUAAGUGCUUAAUUAGAUUUUUGUUAUGUAAUAGCUGUGAUCAAAACUUAUUUAUUUGUUGUGUGAAAAGCGUUAUAAAUAUUUAUUGAGUUGUGUACCUGGCACAUUCCUAAACACAAUACUAUAAAAUCUAUAUCAAUACUAAUCAAUACUGUAAUCUCAAUUUAUUUAAUUUUCAGAUCUCAUGUAUGUCCAGUACUUAGUAGCCGAUUUUGUUAUAAAAUAUUAGCUUAGGGUUUGUAUUUACCUAUAAUAGAAAAUGUGCCACUUUCCGUCACUAUCACAAUUGAGAAUUCUAUGUACUUACUUAAUAUAAUAUUGAACCUCUAUUAUAUUGAGAGUAUAAAACCUUUUUUGUCGCGUUACAAUGAGGCUUCGGAGCUGUAAUGGGAUUUGUUGAUGCGAAGAAUAAGACCUUUAACUGUCGCACUCAAAGUCAUUUAAUGGUUACUUAACCCAGUUCUUAGCAAUUGUUUUUGAUACAAAAUCGUUACUAAGGAAUAGUUUAAGUAAGCAUUAAAUGUUUCUGAGUGCGGCGUGCUGAAUGAGUGAGUGUGUUUAAGUUCUUGACUGCCAAUAGAACAAGGCUCGGAACCGGUUUAAAAAAAUACCGGUUAAUACCGGUUUAUAUCGGUUUUCCUCCGAACUUUUCUUAAGAACGUGAACAUUAAAGAACUUUAUUUUAACCUAAAUUAACCGGUUUAUUCGACGAGGGGCAUGUCGGUACACGCGUUGAAAUAUUAUUAUUGAAAUAAGCUGAACAGCGCGCGGCGUUUCUUUGAUGUGCGUCGUAUUAACCGGUUUUUAUUGCUCUAAACCGGUUAAUCCGAAAAAACCUUUAUGAAAAUACUGUUCCAAAUACCGGUUUAAAAAAACCGGUUUCGCGAACGAAACCCAAUGUAAAGGUUUUGCGUACAAGUACAUAAUAACGGUUUGAAAAUUUAACCGGUAUCCGAGCCUUGCAAUAGAAAACUGUUGAAGGCAAAUCCUCCGCUAACGUCGGUCACUCGUUACCCCCAUGGCGUUCAAUGUGUUAUAAUCCUAUACUAACAUACUCUACUCAUAGCAUCAUCGCUUACCGUCAGGCGAGAUAGCGACCAAGCGACUAUCAGAAGCGCAUUACAAAUAAAUAAGUGUUAAUGUGUCCAGUAUCUUAUGGUAUAUGAUACGUACAUUUGGCACAUUUUCUGUUAAAUGUAAACCUUAUAAACGAUCCUUAUAAUAGUAAAUAGACAUUAAGCACGUGAGUGCUUUUCGCAAAAAGUAUAGUCUGUCACCUCUGCAAUUAACACUAUUAGAAUUCCCACACGAGUCAGUAUUAUUACAGUAUUAGGUAUACUGUCGUAUUUAACACAUUGUACUAUGAUUUCUUUACUAAUAAACACAAGCACUGUAACACAA